GGGAGGGGCAGAAGAGAAGUUCCUGCUGUGGGACAGGAACUACACCCCGGUGUUCUCCUCUGCAAGGUUUUGCUGCUGAGAAACCUGGUCUAGAUGAAUUGAGCAGACGCUGCUGGAGCAACAAGCGGGAUACCUUCCUGCAGACCAGCCGCAAUCAAUAUUGUCAUUAGCAGCUCUGCUGGUGGCGGGGACAGUACCCAUGUACAAUGCAUGGGAUGCUCUGAGCUGCCCAAAAGCAACGGGAUAGGAAUUCACCAGAGAAGCUAAGAAAACGUCAGUCACUCAAGCGUAAAACAGGGCAAAACCAAGCAGAAAGCAGAGCUGAGAAAAGGCUUAUGCUUUGUUUAGUGUGCAUCAGGUGGGUGGGAGAAAGAUGCAUGCCAGAUAGCAGUAUGUUUGCAGGAGCCUUGAUGGUGGGAGACAUGGGUAUGUUGUUCUCCUCAGCCUGGCACUGGGACUGGAACACACUGCCCAUCAGAGUAAGGAAGAUGUUGACUAGCUGGAGGAAGUCCAGAGAAGUACAAGUGAUGCGGUCUGGUAACCAUAGCUUAUUAGGAAAUGCUAAAGAAAUGGGGUUUGUUUAGUCUAGAAAGGAGAUGAUGUGAAAACAAUUCAGCAUCAGGCUAACUUUAAUUAUAAAAUGGAUGGUAAUCCGUUGUACUGUAAGGUCAGGGGAGAAGGGCUGAGAAUAGAAACACCAAGGUCACCACAGAGAAGUGGCUGGGCGUUACUAACGCCUCCUAUCAGCUGCAGCAGCACCAGAGGCAUGUCCCUGGGGAGAGCUGGUGUCUCUUCUGGACAAAUUUGGACAAGCAUCUGCCAGCAGUGCUCCCCUAGAGCACAUCCACGUGCCGAGAAAAGAGUGAUGAGUCCACCCAUCCACCCUCAUUUCUCAGCAGCCCCAGAGCUGCUGGGUGGGCAUGGGGAUGCUCUCUGCCUGCGGCCUGGCUGGGGUAGACCGUUAGAAGCCCCAUGAGUGGCACUGAGGAGAGGAUGCUGUGCUCUCAUUUCCGUCUCAGCUGUAUCUUUCAUCUUGCUGUUUUACAUCACCCUCACUUCCUCUGCUCUGCCAGCAUCUGCCUGCUCAACCCAUGCCACUGCUGCCUAUGUCUUCUGCUUAACUGCACCUGCACCCACAGCCCUAUCUAUCUGAGCUAGCAUCUCCUUGGUGCCUGCAGGAAAUGAGCUACAGGUGGGCGACAUGCACAGAUUUCAAAACAUGUAAUAAACAGAGGUUGGAAGGCUCUAGCGGGCAACUGACAGCAUCCAAACGUGGUUUAUGGUGCCUGUCUGUGAACACAGGUAACUCAGAGGGAACGUGUUUUCAUGAGCUCUUCGAGGAGUUCCACGCUGUCCUGGCUUUCCUGCCACUGCAACCCAAAGCCUGCUCUGGAGUCACUGAACCACGUGUGGUGGUGCUGCCAUUUGCUUCUCCUACAGCCCAGCAACCAGGCAGCUGUGACCCUUCACAUCCAUGGGAUGCAGUGGGAGAGUUCCAGUUAUGACCCAGGCCAUCUCUUCUCCAGGUCUUCACAAAGCACUGCUGGUUUUCUCUGCCUGGACACCUUUUUCAAAGGAUCAGCCAUAGCUCACCAUAGGGCCACCAAAACCACACCAUCUGAAAGGCCAACAGUUGUGGGUUUUUUUUUGCCCCUCACCUGUUCCAGCAUUGCCAGGAAGAAGGCUGAAAUCAGCCUUGGAGUGAAUUUUAGCAGUGAAAAGACACUGGCAGGCAUGUCUUUACUCUGGGCAAUCCCACCUGUGUUUACCAAGCUGGCUUUUCCCUGCAGUGAGGGUACCUACCUGCAUAGCCAGCAAGGAGAUGUAACCCAGUAAAGCUGUGAUUUUCCAUUUAUACCAUUUCACAUCUGAAACAAAUUCCAGUGGGCUUUUUUUUGUUCUUGCUGUUGUUGCUGUUUUCUUCUGAGGACUAGAAACAAACAACGUUUUUAAAAUAUCAAGCCAUUAUUUAAAUAAUCAGCGGCUGGGAGUACAGUGACACUGAUUUAAAGGGAUUAAGCUCCAACCUUAAAGCUCAGCGGGGCUUCAUUUUUCUGAUUGAUUCUUCUACAGACAGUGGUGGGGGGGAUCCACCCUGGCUUUGCCCCUUUAUAAAGUUUGGGUCCAGAAUCACCAACAGCUGGGGAUGGUUGCUCGGGGGCAUGUUGUCCCUCCUGUAAAUAAAGCAGGAUGCUCUCUGUGGACAGUGGGGUUGGUGUCAAGGAUCAGCUUUUCCAUGUGCGGGAGCUGUGAGUGAAGGAUAUGGGGCUAAAGAAUUAUUUGCACCGAGUCAGUCUCGGAGCAGACCUGGGAGCUACUGCUUGUGCUUUAAGAAUACAGGAGAUAUAUAUAUAUGUAUAUAUGUAAAAUAGCAGUAGGGUUCUAAAAUGAUGCUGGCUUUUCCACCCACCUCCUGCCCUUUCUCUUCCCCUGGCAGCUCCCCUGACCACCUCCAUCCCUUGCACCACCCUCACAGAAUUCCCACUCCUGUCCCAGAGGACAUAUUCAGUAAUCACAUCAGCUCCAAAGGAUGUUAAGGGAAAACUGAAAAGCUUUCUAAUAAUGAAUAAACCUAGGGGGAUUACGUGCCCUGACCCAUCUAGAAAUGAUACGUGAGCAGACUGAAAAUGCAAACUAAUACAUUAAAGAGAAAAACCGGGAGAGGAUUUAUCAGCCCAGCUCCGUGUCCUGCUCUUGGCUGUGCCUGGCAGAGAUGUUUCAGACCGAGGUGGAAGAAACCCCAUGAAACAUCCCUAUGGUUUGUGUUAGCCCUGCUCUGGGAGGAUCCCCCUUAACCCUGGCUCGUGGUGAUGCCCAGCACGCCCCACAGCAACGUGGCUUCUGUCUCUCAUCACGUCAAUUAGUACCUAACCUUAUGUGGGGACGGAGAGCCUCCUUAAAGGGCUUUCCCAUUAAAAGCCACGUGUUUUUAUGAUUAUAGCAAUUCCCCCAUCAACUCCCUCCUUACAUUUUUUUCUCUUGCCCCUCCUGUCUCACCCUCCCAAGUGUAAAAACCCCUUUGUGCCUUUCACGACCAGCUUUGGGCAGACACUAAUCCUGUCUGUCUGUCCCUAGGGGAAGUGGCCAGCACCAAAAUUAGAGCCCAGCUCUAUUCCCUGAGGGUAUUUUUGCAUAGAUCUUCUGUGGUUUCUCAUCCCCACGCCCAAGACAACCAGCUCAGAGCGCUGAGCCAGCAUUUCCUCAUCUGCCCAGCGCAGCCCCGGGGUCUUGCUGUAUUUUUCCAAUUCAGAACUCACCAAAGUGCAUGAAAAUCUCAAGCUACACCCUCUCACACGCACCGCUUUUCACUGCUCAGCGUUUCAAUUAACCUGUCGGCAGGCUUUUCAUUAGCAUGCCUUCGUUAAGUCCCCGUGCAGCCUCCCUGGCCUGGGCCAGCAGAAAUUACUCUCUGCUCUCUGUAAAAAUUUUCCACUUGACUGUUUGCCCUUUCCCCCGCAUCGUUAACAAAAGAUUUCAUCCUAAAAUGGACUCUCAGGGAUGUCCUAUUAUUAUAUUAUUUAUACGUUGAGAAUGAACUCUUGAUUCCAUUUCUUCUUUUCUCCAUCUUAAUAAGCUUUUAAUACACUGCGGAAGCCAGGCAAUCCCCCUUUGGCAAUUGAGUUUUCUUAAAAGCCUCUUUGAUGGCCUUUAUCAAAAAGCACUCAGGAAAACGUAUUAACUGUUCUCCAUUAUCCACUAUUUUGCUGACUUAUCUUAAGACGAAUAUUUUUUCCCCCGUAUAUUAGGAGCAUGCAGACAGUUUUUAACUCAGCCUUUAAUUAUUCUUUCAAUUUGCUUGCUGCGUACCGUGGCAGUUCCAGUUCCUGAAUGGACCCUUGCAAACACGUUCAGUUGAACCCUGUGUUUGCUGGAAAAAGAAAGGUGUUAAUUAAGACUAGUUGCAAAUACACCAAAAAUACAGGAAGUAGCACUGAAAAAAAAGCCUUUUUUUUUCUGACACGUGAAAAUGUGUUUCCUUCUGCAGCUUUAAAUGAAAUACUGUCUUUCUCUUUUCAAACAAUAUAUCAAGAUUAAGUGUAAUUUUAACCUGAUUCCCACAUUGCAUUAAUGUGUUUCUAGGGAAAAUUUCUUUCCAAUGGCAACCAGCUCAAGCUAGAGAGUGAGAGAUGUCUUUUUUUCAGUCUGCUCUUCUUCUGCGAUGAGACCAAAUGAAUUAAUACACCAUUUGGGGCUUUCCCAUAGACGUUGCCCUCCUUCUCAACAAGCCCCAGAAUGUCCUGUUUUACCCUCCUACAGCUUUUUAGGGAUAAAACCAUUGGCUGUCCUCCAGGGCCCUCUUGUAAGAAGGGGUUUUAGGGAUAAUGUACCAAGGGGUCCCAAGGGGACCGGGUUGGAGGGAUGUCCACCUGCUCAGAGACCUCCCUCAUCCCAGGGAUGACAGGCAGUAGCCCAUUGCCUUGUCCCUGCUCCUAUAGGAUGCUUUUGACGAACAUCUUUACUUAUGGCCAGUUCUGGCUAGUGCAAGGGCAUCUCUUCAAAUGAAAUAGUAAGACGGGGUUGAGCUGGUGGUCCUGGUUAAGGUGGGGUCUCAUCUUAAUCACUACUGCAAAAUCAUAUGAAGUGCUCUAGAGGGAUGCAUCAAAUUACCUAUCAGAGGCAUUUCAAGACAAAUCACAUAAAACCAGGCUGGGAUCACAGUGCACAUCCAAGGGAAAUUUACUGGACGUGAUUUUUCAUGUGGUGGGUGCUCUUUCUCUUUCCUUGUACCCCUCCAAGGGAUGUGCUUUUUUGAAGGGAAGUCACCAAAAUUGUCAUAAUGAAGCAGAGACCCAGACCCAUAUAUUUUCCUUCCCUCUAGGUCCUGUCGUGCGAGGCCAACUCUCCAGGCAGCUCUCCAGGCACUUCAGCCUCCCAGGUAAAGGCACCCCAAGGGAUGCUCCAGGGCAAGGCUGGGUGGUGAAGAUGUUCAGGACUGGCUGAGCAAGGAGGGGUCUUGGAGGCUUGAGGAGCUCAGAUUCAGUACUGUCUUUGUGCUGCUCCUGAUUCCCAGUUGACUCAAUGCUUGAUGGCCAUUGGCCCUUUGUAUUGUUGGAUAAACUGGUUUUGAGACCAAAAGUGGAGCCAAGUCAACUCAUUUCAAUAAGGACUUUGAAAUCUUCCCAAAUACUGGGCUUUAAUCUCUCUGAAGGCUGACCAGAACAAGGAUGGCUGGAGGGGAUGCAGAAGGGACAUGUAACCAUCUCUCAUAUGUUUAGUAUAAGAGUAGGGACAUUCAGUAAGACGUUCUUGUGAGCAUCUGUGUACACAGAGAUGCAAGCCAACAGGACAAGCUGAAAGACACUGUAUCUCCCUUGAAAGCACAGACGCUCCAUUGCAUUGCUUUGCUCAGCUCAUACUUGACUCCUGACACUACACAGGGAAAUGUUAUUCCACACAUUCCUUGGCUUUGGGAAAAGGCUGUAGGCCAGAAGCAGUCAUUAUCCAAAGGAUUUAUGCUCCUAAAAGGAAAUGGAAAGGUGAAAAUUUCAGAAAUAACAUGGAAGAGAGGCUUCCCAGGGCUGGAUCAGACUCUGGCAGAUUUUCCAAUGAAUUAUGUCUUGGUCUCAAACUCUCGUUGAGUAGGAAAAGGCACAGAGAGUGAAAAAAGGGUGAAGUAGGCAGAGGACUUUGCAGGUUCAAGACUUCAUCUCAGUUUUGGGGUGAAGUGGUUUCUGUCCUCUGAAAGUUUAUUCACCCCUCUAUGAUUCACGUUUGGAAGGAGAUAACGAUGCUCCUGCUGUCCACUCUGGCUGGAGGUGCACUUGAACAGAUGAGCAUGGCAUAAGGGAUGAGGUGCUCAGCUGGAACCAAGGGUCUGCAUACUGCGUUUCUGUGUACUGGGAUAGGAAUUAGCUCACAUAAUUACAGAGCUGCAGUGAUUUUGGUGGACCUCAGCUCCCCAAACUGACAUUAGAAGAGAAGGGAAAAACAGGCAAUCUGGUGGAAAACUCCAAGAAAAAGUGGCACACCAGGAGUAAGUUGCUGUUUUGGCUGACACAUCUGGGUCAGGCUGGACAGAGGUUCUGCAAAAUAGGAAAAGAACUUCUGGAUGGAGGAAAAAGAGAAGAAGCCAUUUUUCCCUUUCUUGUUGCCCAGAAGCUGAGACUCUUCUUGGAUGAUAGAAACACAGAUCUGUGCUACAUGGCCAAGGCAUCUGCCAGAGCUGGUGACCCAGAUCCUCAUCUGCUGCUCUGUAUGAACUCUUCCCUUUGGGAUUGAGCAGAAUAUUUGAUUUGGCUUGAAGAAACGACUUCUGCUGUUAUUUCUCCCAAUAUAUUAAGGGUUGCAAUCGAUUCCCACCUUUUCCUUUCACCUUCCUGCCUCUGAUGUCCCCACUUUGGUCAGCACAUUGAGCAGUCUCCCAGUCUUGGCUGGGAUCUCCCUGUGAGACCGUUAGUGUGUGGAAUUUCUUCUUGGCAAAAGUAACAAGAGAGGAAGUGAGCACUGUGUGGAAAUCGCCUGUGGGUCUGCUUUCUGAAAGGUGACUCCUGGACAUGAUGCAGAAAAGAAAGAAAGACAGCUGGAGCCAUUUUUGUGCUGGACACACUGCCAGGGAACAGCACGUUCAAAUGUACAGUCCUUCUGGAAAGCACUUUCCCAAUCUUUCCUCAUUGCUUCCUUAUAAGUGAUGCCUUCAUGCUCUUGAGGGGAACCUUCCACUGUGCACACAGAGUCCAUGACUGAGAUAGUUUUCCAUAAAAUGGAAGCAAGAAGCAUUUGGGUGGGGAGAUGUCUUCUAUACAAAAGGUCAAACAGCUGGAUUUUGGCAGAAAAUAGGAAGUAACAAGGCCAGACGAACUGAGCUUUCCUUAGAGAUAGCAAGCAGCCUAGGUAGGUGGAAAACCUGAGCCAGGACAGUGCAGUGCUUUCUGCUACCUUCUCACUGCUGAAGUGAAAUUUUCAGGUCUCACAGCUGAGGCUGUGCUUUGAUGAGGGCUGGGACAUGAAGUUUUAGCUCAGGAGAGGUGUUCUUAAUGGACCUGAGGCUUAAAGGACCAACAGGCACAGGUGAUCCUGUUGUGGUGGCCUCAUUCCUUACCAGUACCAGUGAAAGCAGGGGGACUUCUGUUUUCUCUGCUGGAGUCGUUUGGCUCCUUGUGGAAGGAGAUUGGCAGGGAACCAGCAAAAAAAUGCGUAUUUCUUUAAUAAGCGCAUCCUCAUGAAUCAGUCCUGGCAGGGUGUACAAGGCAGGCUCUGGGUUUCCUCAAACUCUGGCUGACUCCAGGGCAGAAUUCAUUUCCUAGCGUUUCUCCUCAUCCCCUCUCCUGUCUUACUUUACCCAUUGCCAAAGAAGGCUUUAACCCAGGGCCAGCACCAAGAGCUCCAGCCACUUGUUGUGUCCUGAGCAUGAGAGGCAGAAAGCAGCACAUGAAUUACGAUGACUUAAACUACUGUGGUAUGGCUUCAGAACCACCACUUCCAAUCAAGCCAUAAACUGCCUGUGAUAUACAGCCCGUCUAUAUGUUGUGUGUACAGCACUGAUUAAAGAGUGAGCUGAGCUAACUGGUGUUGAAGUCAUUGCUAUUAACAUAUGAAAUCCCUCCUAUGCCUGGAGCACUCUGCAGUGCAAUGUCUCCCAGGGCACUGAGUUGUAUGUCAUCAUUGUGAGGUUGGGUUUUUCUUCCGUCGGGAGAUCUGAGAUCAGACCUGACUGCUUCCACCUCUCUGUGUGUUUGCUGCUCUGUUCACUGGCUGAAAUCCUGGAUGCUGCAGAUAGGGCAGCUCUCUCCAUAGAAGUUCCUCAUCCAGGCUGACACAAGGGGUUUCAGUGGGGUGCCAUGAAGGACACAAAGGAGGAUUCCAGGAACGCAGGACAGAAGGUUCGGUGGAGUCCUUACUGACCCCCUGCAACAACAACAACAACAAAAUACUACAUAUAUAUUUGUGAAGAAGACAUGAAUUUUGCUACCUCACCUUUGCCUCCAGGCAAUAAAGAAAAAUUAGAAAGAUGUACUCAGGUGUGCAAAGCCUCUGCACAGAAAAGCACUCACCCUCCGUUGGCCGGCACACUGCCGCUUCUCCUCCUCCCUCCAAUCCUAUUAGUAUUAGAGAAGGAUAGAGCUAUAACAGGAAAAGCCACCUCUUAGCAGCACUGCUGACAGCUUGCCUUUUAAAUCUUUAAUAAGAGCUGGCUUGCACAGCUGCUGUCAUCUGCUGCAUGACAGCACAGAGAACCACAACUCUACGGCAUGCUCUGCCUGCUGCUGGGUCCUGGGGUCAACGAAAGCACACCGAGGAGCCUCAGCCUUGCAGGUCUGACCCCAUCAGAAACUCUUUCCUCUCUACCCAUGUGCCAGAACCUGAAUUCAAGACUGUGUUCCCUUGUCUCACAUGCUCAUGGAAUAGCAGAUGCUCUUCCCCAUGUCCUACGCUCCUGUAACCCGGGGAAGAGGGGACAAGUCUACCAGCAAAGGACGUGAUCCACCAUGACGGCUCAGGGGCUGAGUUCUGCCCUCAACCCACGCAGCAUCCAGAAGUGUUUGCGAGGCCCCGUGGCACUGAGUUCAGCUCAGGCUUCCUCCUCCACAUCUUGACUUCGGACGGCAGACCGUUCGUGGAAUGAAAAGGAUGCAAAAAUAGCUACUCUGGGACAUUACUUAGAACCGUUUAUAGACCUGCUGACACGUGGUGACCACAAAAACUUUACCAGAGUCUCUGGGUGAAGAAUAUUGCCACAGGGAGUAGAAGGCCGUGUUUACAGCUCAGGAAAGAGUUGGUAACUGUAAUUAAGGAGUGACGAAGGGCAUGGAGCUUGCCGGGAUUCUGCUGCCCUCUCCUGGAUGCAGCAUCUUAUUUUGCCCCAUGGGCAUGAGUUGUUUGUGGAUAGGUUGUCUGCAAAGCCUAUUUCUCCAGCAUCCACAUAGAGUAAAAAGGGGACCUGUGUGGAUGAGGGUGUGUGGUGGGCCAUACACACGUGUGUCCCACUCUGACCUCACACCUUCAGUGCAUAUCACAGCCUCUGGAUGUGUACACAAGCAGCUUCAAAUUUGCCAAUCCCAAAUGAUUUGGGUGGGGAUUUCUAGAAGAUGUGCCCCCACAGGGAUAUGCUGCAGAGACACAGCCACUGUCGUGAGCAGAGCAGGAUCAGCCCAUGGAAAUGACACAGUCUGGACUUACUGCACCACAGGUAGCUCUUGGCUCAGCCUGCCUGUUCCCCAGCCUUCAGAAACAGAGCAGAGCCCUAAAAAACACAUGUCUUCUUCUGAGCCCAUCCUGGACCUCAAGACAGACACAACAGAGGCACCUCCAGCCCGCAGUGACCCUGAGGAGCCCACACCAGACCUGGGGAUGAGGCAGGACCCCGCCAGCUCCCUGUGUGGGUGUGAUGCUGCAGCCUCCAGCACCAGCAGUCACAGUGAGCCCAGUCCUGCUCCAUCCGCAGGUGAGAACGUCUCAGGCAAAGACCCGACGUCAGAGCAGAGGGACCCCAGCCCUGUGGACUCUGUGCCAUGUCCAGAAGCCCCCGAGGAGUGCCCGGCUCGCCCCAACACCCUGGACUUGUCCAAGUCGCUGAAGAAGCUGGAGGAAGUGAAGCAGAUGGGGCAGAGGCGUAACAGUGACCACACGGCGGUGAAGGAGAAUGGGGUUGGGAGCAGCCCUGUGGCCGCGGCAGUGAGCGAGGAGAGGAAGGCGCUGGAGUCCGAGCUGGGGAAGUGCAUCGAGGACUUCCGAAAGAUCAAGAUCCCUCGUGCCUUUCCCAAUAAGAAACGGCAGUGGCAAAGUGAGCUGCUGAGGAAAUAUCAGUUGUGAGGGGCGCGGUGAGGCUCUCCGGGGGUACCCCCAGCCGUGGGGUGGUACAGGGCAUCGGCACAGCUGGGGUGAGGAGUGUAGGCUGCUCCUUCAACAAGCGUUGCAAGCCUACAACUAAGGCAGCAUGCUCCUUACCGUGGGAUGCAUGCUGUCCCGAACGGUAUGAACGUAGGUGAAGGGACAUAAAAAAGGGAAGGGGGACCAGGGAGAAUCACCAAGGGAAAAGCUACCAUCCAGCAGGAGCUCUCAUCUUCGUGCAAACAAAUUUUCCUGGUGUUUCAAGUAAUAAAAUAUAGUUGAUGU
Messenger RNA from Gallus gallus (chicken), 10053 nucleotides. Its product is annotated as BTB/POZ domain-containing protein KCTD16-like. NCBI's taxonomy places the organism in Eukaryota, Metazoa, Chordata, Aves, Galliformes, Phasianidae. The record is from RefSeq and is a predicted model, not a curated record. The coding region runs from base 8746 to 9750 and encodes 334 amino acids. The transcript is spliced from 3 exons.